AUGCCACAUGCAACGAUUCGCUCGCUGAAGCUGUUCAAGAAAAAAGCAGUGGAUGCCGUCGAGGAUGUUGGCGAGACCAUUGCGGACGUUCCUGAAAAGGGUCCAACGACCGAGCAGGCCAUUCAAUCAGAGCCUGCUGCGCCUGCAGCUGGAGGUGUGGUCGCAGCAAGCUUGGCAAGUCUGCCAGAUCCCGGAGCUGCGGAUGCUAAGCAAGCCCACUCUCACAAGCACGAUCUCGCGAAUCACGAGGGGGCUAGUAUCUCGCAGCAACCGACGCGUACUGCGCGGGACAGGGAUGCCACACUGAUCUCAGAACGGGCGGACCCAAGGUCAAACCAGGACGAUUCUAAGCAUGAAUCUGAUGGCGUAGCGUUGGCGGACGCGAGUGGCGACAAGCCGCACAGCGUGAAUCACAAUGCGAGCCCGCCUGCAGAAGCGGCACAGACGGAAAGUGUCGAACGUGUGGAAUUCUUCACCAAGUCUGGCGCACACUGGUGGCUCAGCAACUCGAGUCCGCACCCGGUGGUCAGGGAUGGGAUCACUUACAAGACGGCUGGUGAGUCGCAGUGACCGACCACAUGCGUGGGUCUAUAGUUGGACAAAUGCGGGCCAUAAUGAGCGCCUGAGUCUGAAUUCAGACUGCGCCAUCGUGGGCCCUUUCUGACGAUGCAAUCGCUGCCACCUUUUCCCAGAGCACUUGUUCCAAUCACUCAAAUUCCUGCCUCACCGACCGGAUAUCGCGACAAGAGUGCGCAAAGCUGGCUCUCCCUCGGACGCCAUGCUGAUUGCUCGAGCAAAUGUAGCGGACGCUCGCAAGGGCUGGAUCAGACAGGGCAUCAAUGUCGCCGUGGUGAGUGCAGUCGUCUGGAAAGCGACCGGAAACUUUCAACACAUGUUCACCAAUGUUCAUGCUGCUCCUCCUCCUUGUCACCAUCCAGAUGCGAGAAACGCUGCUGCUCAAAUUCACACAGCAUUCGAGCUUGCGUGAGCUGCUUGUGCAGACAGGGGAGGCAGAGCUGGUGGAAGCGAACCCUAGCGACGCCUUUUGGGGCUCCGGAGCACCCGAAGGCUCCACAGCCCAAGGGCUUGGGCGCAACCAGCUUGGAAAAUCCCUGAUGCGCACUCGUGAGACGUUAUUGUCUGUGGCGGGCAUCGGCAUUGGCAGCGGCGCUCUUACCGUCUAG
Ceraceosorus bombacis is the source of this 1184-nucleotide messenger RNA. The record is from the annotation of a GenBank genome assembly. Lineage: Eukaryota; Fungi; Basidiomycota; Exobasidiomycetes; Ceraceosorales; Ceraceosoraceae.